Messenger RNA from Pseudomassariella vexata, 673 nucleotides. RefSeq lists its product as uncharacterized. The transcript has a single exon. The record is from RefSeq and is a predicted model, not a curated record. The coding region runs from base 43 to 639 and encodes 198 amino acids. Lineage: Eukaryota; Fungi; Ascomycota; Sordariomycetes; Amphisphaeriales; Pseudomassariaceae.
GUGGACAGGCAGAAGCUUUCGGAUGCUAAGAGAUGUGAAGGGAUGCCCACGGUCUCUGCUUGUGCUUGUGGGCGUAUCCCUGCGACCCCCCUCCCCUCUUCCUGGGUGAGAAAGUCGGAAAAGGGAGUCGAGCAAGAGGAGCAAAGGGACAGCUAUCAGAUUGUCACAAUUUGGCGUCGAAGAACCCCACUAUCAUUGAUAGAGGAUCGAAAACCAACGGGGCAAAGACUUGGUACCAAGCCACCGAGUCUACUUCUGUGCAGGCGCAGGCGGAAGGCCGUAUUCUGCCUUAUUAUGCAAGUCAAGAAGAUCAUAUUCCUGCUCCCAUAUCCGACAAAUGGCAGCUCAAGCUGGAAUUGUAGCGGUUGCCCCGAGGUCUCAAAGAUAGAGUUUGGGCGGAUGGGAGCUUUACUAAGGUUGGAGGACUGGGCCAAGGUUGGAUCCCGAGGGGAGGGAGAGGUAGGGUUCGUCAAUUUUGAUAGACCAUGCAAACCCCUAUUCGACAACCUGUUCGCUCACGACGAUGUUGGGAUCCUUCUAGGCAUUUGCCAGUCCUGGAUCGUGCAGAUAAUAAAUAUUGCGGAUUACUGGGGCCACGACGUUCGGGCGUGUGGUGACAUAGACCAUUUUGCCUUUUGAAUGUCAACGAAGUCCGCUGCAGCCUGUGCUCCGC